Messenger RNA from Struthio camelus australis, 816 nucleotides. The record is from RefSeq and is a predicted model, not a curated record. NCBI's taxonomy places the organism in Eukaryota, Metazoa, Chordata, Aves, Struthioniformes, Struthionidae.
GUGCGAGGCACCGCUCCGCAGACACCGGACGCGUCGGUCCAGCGCUGGUACCCGCUCGCAUGCCCAGGCGCCGGUUCUGCCCCGGUCUGGAUCUUCCGCCUCAAGCUCGUUCUCAGUGAGGAACAGCCGCAACUGAAUGCCUCGGAUGACAGAGGGAUCGAUAUAGUCCGAGGGCCCAUCCUGAGCUUCGCCAGCACCAGGACCAUCUUUAAGAAAGGCUUCAAGCUGGUGAUCCUGGAUGAAGCAGAUGCCAUGACACAGGAUGCCCAGAAUGCCCUAAGGCGAGUGAUCGAGAAGUUCACCGAGAACACCCGGUUUUGCCUCAUCUGCAACUACCUCUCCAAGAUCAUCCCUGCCCUGCAGUCCCGCUGCACGCGCUUCCGGUUCGGGCCCCUCACCCCGGAGCUCAUGGUGCCCCGGCUGCAGCACGUCAUCGAGGAGGAGAGGGUGGAUGUGACGGAAGAUGGGAUGAAAGCUUUGGUGACCCUCUCGAGCGGCGAUAUGCGCAGAGCCCUGAAUAUCUUACAGAGCACCGCCAUGGCCUUCGGGAGGGUGACGGAGGAGAACGUUUACACCUGCACCGGCCACCCCCUCAAGUCUGACAUUGCCAACAUCCUUGACUGGAUGCUGAACCAGGACUUUUCCGCUGCCUAUCGGAAAAUCACGGAGCUGAAGACGCUGAAGGGCUUGGCCCUGCACGACAUCCUCACCGAGAUUCACCUGUUUGUGCACCGAGUCGAUUUCCCACCUUCGGUCCGUAUCCAGCUGCUGACCAAAAUGGCAGACAUCGAGUAAGCGUCCACUCGACCCCCCCGC